This is a messenger RNA of Ascochyta rabiei, 573 nucleotides long. RefSeq lists its product as uncharacterized. The record is from RefSeq and is a predicted model, not a curated record. The transcript has a single exon. Bases 1 to 573 code for a protein of 190 amino acids. NCBI's taxonomy places the organism in Eukaryota, Fungi, Ascomycota, Dothideomycetes, Pleosporales, Didymellaceae.
AUGCGGUUGAGGCGGUACUUCCUAAAAGUCUUGCAAGCUGUCCCUUCGUUGGAUACCAUUUUGGAACCUCUUGCCCAGACCGCGUUAGACAAAUUCUUUGAUGCGGCGUUGUCUCGCGCCGAUGAUGAACUAGUUGAAAAAGGUGAUGAUUAUAGGCUGGAACUUGAAGACAAACGCAAUCAGAGUAUCGAAGAUAUCGAAAAAGCGACUACAGAUAAGCUGUAUGAGCUCAGGAACACAGCAGAAAACAUUCUGGAUUCACUGGGAGAAUCCGCUGACAAAAUAUUUGAUGAUAUCUUUGAGAGGUUAGAAGGUCUAAACGGGAUCAAUGGACUUAAAGAUGGAAUAGGAGACUUGGCGAGAAGGGAGGAAGAGAAGUUGGAACAGCAGCACAAGAAGAUGGUGCGACAAAGAAAAAAGCUCAAGAAAAUAAAGCGGGAGAUUAAGAUCAUGACGGACGGAAUGCGAAAUGAGAGAAGGAGGUCGCGAAAAGAGAGGCGCAAGCUGAGAAAGGAAAGAUUGGCGAAGCCAAAGGUAGGUCUCACGUUUAGACGCUUGGACGCUGAAGCGUAG